Messenger RNA from Eleginops maclovinus (Patagonian blennie), 6008 nucleotides. RefSeq names its product heat shock protein 12A (gene hspa12a). NCBI's taxonomy places the organism in Eukaryota, Metazoa, Chordata, Actinopteri, Perciformes, Eleginopidae. The transcript has 13 exons. The record is from RefSeq and is a predicted model, not a curated record. The coding region runs from base 225 to 2252 and encodes 675 amino acids.
AAACCUCCAGACCCCAAAUCCACUCCAUGUGCGUUUAAACGUCUUUUCCAUUGAACAGGAAACGGCCAGGCUCAGUGGGAUUGAAGGAGACAUCGAAUUAUCCGCGUGGAGGCUGUUUGUGCUGAAGUUUCCCCCCCUGUCCGGUGUUUCGGUGAAGCAGGACCAUUGCUUGGUGUAGCUGUAUCGGGGAGAAGGCUCGGGAGGAGGAGAAACUGCGGGAGAAGAUGAGUGAGAAAGAAACGGCGGCGGAGAAGAUACUAACAGAAGAAAUGGCUAAUCCGUCUCCAGCAAAGAGCAUGGGGGACCCUGGAAUCACCCCGCUGUCUCCUUCACACACUCAGCAGAACGACACGGACCAGGUUCCGUCUGGGCCGUCCUUCGUGGUGGUGGUUGCCAUUGACUUUGGCACCACAUCCAGCGGUUAUGCUUACGCCUUCACUAAGGAGCCAGAGUGCAUUCACACCAUGAGGCGUUGGGAAGGCGGGGACCCUGGUGUGUCCAAUCAGAAGACUCCAACCACGAUCCUGCUGACUCCAGACAGGAAGUUCCACAGCUUUGGUUAUGCUGCCCGUGACUUCUACCAUGACCUGGACCCCAGCGAGUCCAAACAGUGGCUCUAUCUGGAGAAAUUCAAAAUGAAGCUCCACACCACUGCAAAUCUGUCCACAGACACAGACCUCCACGCAGCCAAUGGGAAGCGAGUGAAAGCGCUGGAUAUCUUUGCAUAUGCAUUGGCCUUCUUCAAAGAGCAAGCACUUAAGGAGCUGAGUGAUCAGACAGGUGGGGACUUUGACAACAAUGAUGUGAGAUGGGUCAUCACGGUUCCUGCCAUCUGGAAAAUGCCUGCAAAGCAGUUCAUGAGGGAGGCUGCAUAUAAGUCUGGUCUGGUGUCCCGGGAAAACCCAGAGCAGCUGAUCAUCGCCUUAGAACCCGAGGCAGCAUCCAUCUAUUGCCGCAAGCUCCGCCUCCACCAGAUGGUGGACUUGGGCGCCAACAACACCCAGAACGGCUGCAGCCCCACUGAGAACGUGGGGGGCGCAAUGACCCAAGUUUCUCCAGGUCAUGCGAAGGAGCAUGUGCGGCGCAACCGACAGAGCCGCACCUUUAUGGUGGAAAAUGUCAUAGGGGAGCUCUGGGCGGAGCUGGAAGAAGGAGAUCGUUACGUGGUCGUGGACUGUGGAGGAGGAACCGUGGACCUGACUGUCCAUCAGAUCCGUCUUCCAGAGGGUCAUCUGAAGGAACUCUAUAAGGCCUCAGGCGGUCCCUAUGGCUCCAUUGGCAUUGAUUAUGAAUUUGAGAAGCUGCUCUGUAAGAUCUUUGGCCAGGAUUUCAUCGACCAAUUUAAGAUCAAGAGGCCAGCAGCCUGGGUGGACUUGAUGAUCGCGUUUGAGUCCCGGAAGAGGGCUGCGGCCCCGGAGAGAUCCAACCCGCUCAACAUCAACCUGCCCUUCUCCUUCAUCGACUACUACAAGAAGUUCAGGGGCCACAGCGUGGAGCACGCUCUGCGCAAAAGCAAUGUGGAUUUUGUCAAAUGGUCGUCUCAGGGGAUGCUGAGGAUGAAUCCAGACGCCAUGAACUCCCUGUUCAAGCCCACCAUAGACCACAUUAUCCAACAUCUCACGGAGCUGUUUGAGAAGCCGGAGGUCAGCGACAUUAAGUUCUUGUUCCUGGUGGGGGGCUUUGCUGAGUCUCUCCUGCUGCAGCAGGCCGUCCAGGACAUGCUGCAGGGCCGCAGUCGCAUCAUCAUACCCCAUGACGUGGGCCUCACCAUCCUGAAAGGUGCCGUGCUGUUUGGCCUAGACCCCAGCAUCAUCAAAGUGCGCCGCUCGCCCCUCACAUACGGGGUGGGCGUCCUCAAUCGCUUCGUGGAGGGCAAGCACCCGCCAGAGAAGCUGCUGGUGAAGGACGGCACGCGCUGGUGCACCGAUGUCCUCGACACCUUCAUCGCCGCCGACCAGUCUGUGUCGCUGGGUGAGCUGGUGAAGCGGAGCUACACCCCCGCCAAGCCCUCCCAGCAGGUCAUCGUCAUCCACGUCUACUGCUCUGAGAAGGAGAAGGCAGGCUUCAUCAGCGAGCCUGGCGUCAGGAAGUGUGGGACACUUCGUCUGGAUGUGAGUGGAACAGAAAGCACAGCGCCGCGCCGCGAGAUCCAGACGCUCAUGCAGUUUGGAGACACGGAGAUCCGGGCCAUGGCGGUGGAUGUGUCCACCGGGCGCACCGUUAAAGCUAGCAUUGACUUCCUAAGCCAUUAAGAAGGGAACGAGAGCACAUGUUCCCAAAUAGUGAGGAUCUGUUCAAAUAAACACACACACACACACACACACACACACACACACACACACACACACACACACACACACACACACACACACACACACUACACACAUACAUACAUUUACACACAUAAACUGGGGACGUUGACUGGAAAGUGGUCGGUGAAUCUCAAGGCUCCGUCACUCAGUGUGGUUGAUAGGUGGUUUGAAAAAAAGUGUUAAAGUUAAGCUUGAACCUGGGCAGGCCGUAUAGCAGUAUAAUCUAUGUUACAACCAGAAAGAAAAGAGAGUGCAGUGUAUGAGCUGAGGAGCCUUAUGGUGUUCACACACUCAUAUGUACCUGUGUACCCCAUGUUGAGGCUGCUCUCUGAGGAAUCAGGUUGAAGUGCUCCCAGACAUAACAUGUAACAGGACAGCUUUUAAAUCCUCCCUCUAUACAAACCCAGAAAAACACAACAUACGGUAUAAUACUCCAACACGACCAUAAUGGAUACACAUUCAGAUCGCAUCUUUUAUUGCUUCAGAUCACAGCAGAUCAAUGUUUAUUCGUAAACCAAUCACAUGUCAUCAUGGUUUUGCAUGAUGCAGCUCUUUUGACAGUAAACUGUCACAUGUCACCUGUGCUGCCAGUGUUUUCCAAAGCCUACCGUCAUGUCUGACAGUGAUUUCUCAUUCCUGUGUACUGCAGUAAUGGAUUCACUUUGUGGAAGUGCUGUAAGCAGGUUUACUAAAGUAUAUAAACCCUUGACAAAAACAUCAGGCUGAAUUGUUGGCUUAUUUUGCUUGUUCAUGUUAAGAGCUCUGUAUGACUGUAUGAAAUAAAUUGUCCAUAGAUGAAGAAGGGACCGACCAUAGGGCUUAUUGGCAAUUAAUGGGCAGCCAAUCAGGGUGUUAAAACAAAAGGGUUAGAAUUCACAUCCAGGAGAACAUACACACAUCCAGCUUUCCAUUUGUUUACAGGUAGCUUUUAUGUAUUUUACUAAUUGAUAGACCAGAACCAUUUGUCAGCACUGAAGCAUUACCCUUUGUACUGAAAAGAAAAAAAACCUGCCUGGAAUGACAUGGGAAAUCAAUGUAAAUCUUAUGGCAUACUUUGGAGAAUCACUGGCAAUGCUUAGUAUAUCUGAAUCAAACCAAUCGGCCAAAUUGUGCAAAACCACCAGUAUGUUCCAUUAAAAAGACCCACAGUCAAAUCUGAAUCCUAGAAUGUGAAACGUGCUGCAAGCUCAAUCUGAAUAGCAAGUACAGCCAUCAAUGCGCUCAACUGUUGCCUUUAUUUGUUUAUGCUUCUGACUAUUAGAUAUUAUCAGAUAUUUUGAAUCCAGGUGUGAUUCUGCACAAAGAUGCAGGCCAGCGGAGACAAGCAACGAAGUGUGUUUAUUUCUGUGUAAAUACAGUAUUUAAAUAUUGUACAGAUUUUUAGCGUUGUUUCUGCAGCUUUAGAACCAUGAGUGAGUGUGUGUGUGUGUGUGUGUGUGUGUGUGUGUGUGUGUGUGUGUGUGUGUGUGUGUGUGUGUGUGUGUGUGUGUGUGUGUGUGUGUGUGUGUGUGUGUGUGUGUGUGCUUUCACAUCUCACAUUUUUUUUCUCUCACCAGCCAUAGAGAGGGUCAGCAGGUUGGAUGCUCUGUUUAAAGUGAGAGUGGAUGUGUGCUUUUUUUUCGCAAACAUAAAAGAAACUUGAAUACCUCUGUCGUUAAAGCAUUUCAGUGUUGAAAUGGUAGCAUAAUCUUAAUGUGUGCGGUCCCCUUUUCAUCUUACCUGCUGAACUUUAAGAUCGUAAUGAUUACAUAUUCUUUAAAGAACUAUAAUUAAGCCAUUUAUUUUAAGAAAUGAUUUCUUUGUUAAAGACUGAGGAUAGUCAGCAAUACACCAGUGAACACAUUUCCAGAUGAUCAUGAAAGGUUUACUUAUUAAAGUCUUAAGUAAAAGAGUGCCUAGUAUAUAUUAAUUGUGAUGUCAAGAUUUACUCACCCUGUCAGAGCAUCCCUUCAUCCUUACAUCACUCAGCUCUAUAUAUGUAAGACUUCAGAUGUGAUCACUGAGCAUCACACCGAUUGUAGGUCUAUGAAAGGACUUUGCCACAUCUAAAUGUUCAACAUUCCCCCUGACACCUUGUGGAAAGGACUUCACAGGGAGGAAGAGUACCGGCUGCUGUGCUUUAUAUCUUGUAUUAAAACACCAUUGGUAGAAAGAUGAAGCCUGGUGAUGGAGUGACAUCAUGGUUGUAGCUAGGUUUAUUCAUGGCAGAAUGCUCUAUUGGUGUUUCAUCAAUUUGAUUCAUUCGAUGAAGCUACAACAGCUUAUAUUAUAGCUUCCUCAAUGUUGGUCACCAUGGUCAAAAAAGUUUGCUACUGUCAACUGCAAAUUCAUGUGUGGAGGUCACAGUAUGCUAACAUUAAAGUAACUACGUUAGCAUUAGCUUUCGUGGUUACAUUUAUUCUGUACAGAAUGCUGAACCUUCUUCUUGCUGUGUCACAGUUGGACACUUCCAGUUCAUGUGUCUACCUGACAAUGAACUUCACCACAUCCUCAAACAACUCAAGAGACAGAUGUUCACAUGACAUGUACACGUCUCUAAGCUAGCUGAUUAGCUUGGAGCUGGAAACAAAACAUCCUGUGAUAAAACCUGGAAGAAGAAUAAACCUGUGGAUGUUUCUCUGGUUUUGCUCCAGAAAAAGACCAAGUUAUAUUUCAGUCAUCAACCAGCAGGUAUAUUAGUAAUGUUGACCUUUAGUGUUUCUCGAAUCUUGGUUUCCAAAUAGUACGAUCUAAAAGACUAGUUUCCCAUUUGAACUGUGAAUCAAAGCUUGUCUCGCUUUUCUUUUUCAAUGUACAAAGCUGUCCGAUGCUCUUUCUGCAUGCAUGUGUCGCAUGUGUCGCAUAGGAAUGACUAAACAGCAACAAGCUACCAACACUAAGUUGUUUGCUAUUACUAAUGCUCAAAAUCAAGGUUCGGCACUGUGAUGAGGAUAAUGAGGUAGAUGAUGUUUUCUAGAAUAACCAGUGUGCUUAUCAGCCCUGUCACAGUUUGGAGCGGGCUGUGCUGUGUAUAAUACUCUGCUGCUGCCGCUUUCUGAGCUAAUGCUGAUCCAUGCUAACACUCUGAACUGACAGUAGAGCUGCACCUCUCAUACUUUACUGAUCUGAAUUAACCUCAUAAGCUUUUAUUCCUCUUCACUCUCUACUCACAAAGAAUGGAUAUCAAUCUGAAUAAUAACCAUGUUUCUAUUGAUUCUUUGGGAAUUACAAUGUUAUGUGUGAAACCUUGACUAUAAUAGGGUGCACAGGAUUCUGAUAUGUAGCAGCUUUAAAAGUAAAAAUAUGAUAACUAUUAUAAGAUUACAUGUUUAGUUAACAUCCUUGUACUUGACACUUCGGCUGAGAUGUCAAAUGUUGGAUUGCUCAGUCUGAGGUCCAGUGGUUCAGCGGAGUUUGCAGCCUAGCCAGCUGGCAUCAUGUAAAGGUAUAUGCAUAAUACUAUUUAAAAUACACUAUAAAUCGGAAAAUGUUACUGCUAGAAUGAUUGAGCUUCACUUAGGAUCAUCUCAACCACUCUGAAACACAACACAAUGUACACUUUGUCUUUAUUUUUAUUUUUUUAUUGAUGAUGCAUUUAUCUUCCUUUACUUUAAUGUCUUCUUCUCUUGCAAUUUUCCCACAGUACUGGGUGUACUUUGAUCAAUGCCAUGUAAUCACUGUCAGACUGUCACCAAUAAAGUAUGUGUAUUUCAAACA